AACCCUGAUUCCUGAAACAAAAAUGUUGAAAGAACAGCAAACAUCUUCAUCUUCAUCUUCAUCUUCAUCUUCAUCUUUCUUCCUGUUUCCAAACCCUAAUCCUGUAAUGCGAUCUUUUAACAUUCCCGAAUCCAUGAUUCAUCCUCAAGGAAUCCACAUCUGUUCGUUCUUGAACCCUAAACCUAAUGCUGAUGAUAAAUUAAAGCCGAUGUCACCAUUAGAUGUCGACCCUUGUGCAGCUUCACGAACUGAUGUCAUCACAUACACAAACACAAGUGAUUUAACUCCAUCUGAACAUAGGGGACGACGACGGAUUUGUACCUUCGACACCAUAGUUCAUGGUUGUAGGCCCCACCCCACUCUAUUGUUUAUUUGUUGUUAUUUUCAACGAAUAAAGUUUAGAAAGGCAGGUGGAAGCUUCACUGAACCUCCAAUGGCGCCCAUGGCUUCCAAUUCCCCUGCAAACUCGGAAACUGGUCCUCCUCAGAUCGUGAAUGAUGUUGUAGAAACAAAGAUAGAAAGCGGAAACUCGCAAAGCAUCCGUUGUGAGAUCUGUAAGGUAUCUUGUAACUCUGAGGAAAUGUUAAGGGAACACAAGGAAGGAAAGAAACAUUUAAAGAAUAUACAAAAGCUCUCUGUUUCAUCUCCGAUCAUCCAAGAAACGCCACCACUGGUUGCAGACGCUACUUCAGACCAUGAAACCGAUAAGAAGAAGAAGAAGGAAGAUUUCUUACAAAAUGUACCCUCAGUUGAAUCUUUGUUUACUUGCACCAUUCCUGAUCUGGUAUGCCAUGAUCGAAACAUAGAUACAGAGCAUCUCCAUGGUGAGAAACAAGAAACCCAGGUGAACAAUGGUACUCUGGUUCAGUCUUCCAACAAUGGCACAGAGAAAGUGGAAGAAGAAGUUUGUAAAGUCACUUGUAACAGCGAACAGAAGCUUCAAGAACACAAUCCAGGGAAAAAUCACCUGAAAAACCUUAAAGAUUCAGAAAAAAUACAAACCCCACCAUCGACCACGCCUAUUGCUUCAAUGGCGAAGACACCAGUUUCCAAGCAUGUGGAAAAAGUUGAGGAUUCAAAGGAAGUUAAGUUUCGAUGGUGUGAAGUUUGUAAGAUCGAUUAUAGCAGCGAUACCUUCUACAGGCAUCUGCGAGGGAGGAAUCAUAAGAGGAAUCUUCAAGAAUCAAAGAAAAUGACGGGUUUGCCCUCGACCCAUACUGAUUCGGGGAAGUUGACCAAGGGCGAAGUUGUAAAUCCAAACGAAGGAAGUUCUACACGAUGUGAACUUUGUAAGGUUUGUUGCACUUCCUAUGAUGAGCUCAACAGGCACCUUUCAGGGAAGAAACACAAAAAAGCCGAAUAUAAAACUGGAAAGCGAAUGAAAGGAGAAAGAAUGUUGCAGGAUAUGAUGAAUGGAGAGGGUAAAGUUGUCAUUUUGGAAAAGGGUAAAAGGAAAGCUAAUGACUCAUUAGCAAGUGAAGAGGAUGGAGAUGUAAAGAGGAAGAAGAUGAUGAAAGAAGGGGGAACAGCAUCUGGUGCUUCGAUAACUUGUGCAGUAUGCAAUGUGGGUUGGACUAGCGUGGUGGACUAUAUGGAUCAUCUUAAAGGACAAGAGCAUUCUGCCAUGGUUUUGAAACAAGUAUGAUAACAUGCGUGCUAUAGAGAAAGAUAUUAGUAAUAUAGCUUUUUGGAAAAUAGGCUGUUGAAAAAAGUUCAAAUGUUUAAGGGGUUAAUGUCUAAAUGGGUAACAAACUAUUUUUUUAUUUUACAAACAGUUGUUUAAAAAAAUG
This is a messenger RNA of Lactuca virosa, 1790 nucleotides long. The record is from the annotation of a GenBank genome assembly. NCBI's taxonomy places the organism in Eukaryota, Viridiplantae, Streptophyta, Magnoliopsida, Asterales, Asteraceae.